Loa loa (African eye worm) is the source of this 863-nucleotide messenger RNA. RefSeq names its product F-box/SPRY domain-containing protein 1. Gene Ontology annotation, molecular function: protein binding. The coding region runs from base 79 to 849 and encodes 256 amino acids. NCBI's taxonomy places the organism in Eukaryota, Metazoa, Nematoda, Chromadorea, Rhabditida, Onchocercidae. Gene Ontology annotation, cellular component: synapse; SCF ubiquitin ligase complex. Gene Ontology annotation, biological process: proteasome-mediated ubiquitin-dependent protein catabolic process; synapse assembly involved in innervation. The record is from RefSeq and is a predicted model, not a curated record. The transcript is spliced from 6 exons.
GCAGAUGAUGUUGUACGUCAAGUUUCAACUGAACAAGAUCACUGUUAUUUGAAAAGUUUUGCGUGUUUUACUCGUCGAAUGCGCGCCGUUUCAGCUGCUCGCUUACCUCAUGUCGUGCUUUUAGCAGUUUUUCAAUAUUUAAGUCUUGAAGACUUGGCACAAUGUAUGCGAGUUUGUAGACACUGGUGGACUGUUUUACAGUAUCCGGAUAGCUUUGUAUGGAAACGUCUGGCGCGUAUAAUUAUCCCAGAUGAAGCCCUUAAUGAUCCCUGUCUUCUAGCAGAAAUUCCCUCUUUCAAGGACAAAUUACGAGCGUUUUGCUAUGCAUGGAAUCCGAACGACUCUUCGAAAAACAAUUAUUUACGCUCCAACGGUUUUACGGUGCAUCGAAAUCCAGUUGCUCAGAGUACCGACAGUGUCCGAGGCAAAAUAGGUGUGAACAGUGGGAUACAUGCAUGGGAGUUCAUGUGGGAGGGGCCGCUGGGAACCGUGGCUUGUAUAGGUUUAGCGACGAAACAUGCAGCGCUACACUGUCAGGGUUAUGUGGCUUUAUUAGGAAGUGAUGAUCAAAGCUGGGGCUGGAAUCUUGUUGAUAAUCAGUUAUUGCAUAAUAAUACACCGAUCUCUCCUUAUCCACAUAUCAAUAAUCCUCCAAAAUACCAGACGGGAGAAAGAAUUCGAAUGGUAGUGGAUUGUGAACAACACUCUGUGUAUUUCGAAAAAGGCAGUGAAUUUCUAGGUAUUGCUUUUAGUCAGCUGCCUCCACUAAAACUGUUUCCCGCCGUGUGUGCUGUCUAUGGCAAUACUGAAGUGUCUAUGGUUUAUAUUGGGCCGCCUCUUCUGGGCUAACAUUUUAACUUGAA